Alternaria rosae is the source of this 1602-nucleotide messenger RNA. RefSeq lists its product as uncharacterized. The transcript has 5 exons. The record is from RefSeq and is a predicted model, not a curated record. Lineage: Eukaryota; Fungi; Ascomycota; Dothideomycetes; Pleosporales; Pleosporaceae. The coding region runs from base 235 to 1530 and encodes 431 amino acids.
UGGCAGCUCGCAAUCUUACAUUGCUUGCAGUCCAUGUCAGUUUUAGACGGAGAAAUACGUCAGAAAGCUUGGUCUUCAUACAAACGAACAAACGACCUGUUUGCACGCCCUCCCUUAUCUAUCCUGGCCCGUGACGGCCCACGCAUAAUAUCCCGCUACAUGUUACAGGCGCAGUCACUUCGCGCCUGUCGCUGUUCCGUCGGUAUCUGAUAUCCUUGACUUGGAUACGAUGCGAUGAUGCCGCUAUCUCUUUUUGCUUCUUCCCACCAUCCUCUCCCGCGCCAACCGGGAAGCAGCGCGGAUGUCGGUCCGUUCGUCAAUGUGGUUACGUGGGUUCUCUUGAUUACUUCCGCGUCGGCGGUUCUGACUAGGCUUGUUACCAAGCGUGCUCUGAGGAGGAGCUUGGAUAUUGACGAUGUUUUUGUCCUGCUGGCUUUGGUUGCUACUAUCGGGUCUGGUGUAUCUGUCAGUAUCCAGACGCGUAAUGGUCUUGGACGAGACAUUCACUUGUUGACGGACGGCCAGAUCUUGGCGUAUCAGAAAGCUGAGUAUGCAAACAAGCUGCUGUACAUUGCAACUCUCUGUUUCGCGAAAAUGUCCAUCAUCUCGCUGUUGAAGAUCUUGACCACCUCAAAAGUACAUCGGAACCUAGGAUUGCUACUCACCGUCUUCAUCGCUUCCUGGAGCAUCCUGUCCGGACUGGUAUCGGCGUUUCAGUGCGGCGCUGCAGAGCCAUGGCGCUUUCUUGGGGGAAAUGAGAGAUGCUUCAACUUAGCCGCCUUUUGGCAGACCGUGGGCGUCAUGAACAUACUCACGGACCUGGCCCUCAUACUGUUCCCAGUGCAUGUUAUCAUGACGCUGCAAAUGAGCAUGAGCAAGAAAGUUACUAUCUUGACGUUCUUCGGUGCACGUUCACUUGACAUCGUAGCAUCAGCUGUCCAAAUGAUAUUCCUCCACGGCUUCACUUCACCCAAUCCGACGAAAGACCUCUGGAAAUGGACACUCGUCACCCAGAUCAUUGAGUGCAUCACCAUCCUCACAUCAUGCGUACCCUACCUACGACCGCUCCUGGAGUCCGUCCCAUCAGGUCUCUAUGGUACCGACGAGAUACGACGCCGGGGCACGACUACAGAGCACGGCUACUCCCGGAAUAAAAGCGAUUCGUACCAGCUCUCUAGUGUUGCCUCGAAAGUCGGUGGCGGAACGAGACAUAGCCGUAAGAGUCAGGUAGAAAGCGGCGGGCUCAAACGCUUCUUACCAAUGUUGUCGCAUAAUAGAACGACACAUGCGAAUUCUGCAUCGGGUAUUCCUGGAGGCCCCCCGCGACCUGACGGCGAGAUGGAUGUCGAGAUAACGGCUGUAUAUCAUAAACAUGGGGUCGAGAAGCAGUGGGAUAACAAGAGAUGGGAGACUGCAAGCACCGGGAGCCUUUCUAAGAUCUUGAAGACUACUGUUGUUAGCGCACAGUGGGAGGAGGUAGAUCCAAAGCGUAGCGAUGCUUCCAGUGAUGCAAUUGCGAUUUUGCGUUGAUUUGUUUUAGCUGGGGUAAUUUUGCGGUAGCAUCAAGAGUCCUAUACCCAUUGAGAAUGUGCUGUAACCCAA